UUGAUUAGCACAAAUGACAUAAGCCCGAAAAGUCAGAGCUCGAUUGUUGGUACAGGUAUAGGAGCGUCGAGUGUAACUGGUGGGUCUGUGGCCGGGGCUAGUGCGCCAGGAGUUUGUGUGCAAAAACCGAAGGAGACGAGUGCUCAGCGACGAGCUCGUAGACUAAGAAAUCGCAAAUCAGAACGUGAAACGGAUGGUGGCGAUGAGAGGUUGUUGAACAUGACUGGAACAGCCGCAAAUGCAUCACUGACGAAUAAUGCAGCUGAUGAGUUGUUGAUGAAUUUGAGUAUGGAUUUGAAUUUGAAUCUGAGUACGAUCAUACCGACAGAAACACAAUUUCACUUACAAUUAUCACCACAAACAUCACACAUAAAUACGAACAGUUUGUUGAUCGAUCAAACGCCGUUUUCUCCUCGUGGUGAUGAACCAAUGAUUCAGCUGUGUGAGGCAUGGAGCAAUUUUAAGCUGGACGUAUCAAGACUAUUCGUGGAAGUCGCAUGA
Messenger RNA from Anisakis simplex (herring worm), 501 nucleotides. NCBI's taxonomy places the organism in Eukaryota, Metazoa, Nematoda, Chromadorea, Rhabditida, Anisakidae. The record is from the annotation of a GenBank genome assembly.